GUCCCUAAGUUGUCAAUUGUUUGACCGCCAUUUCAACUGUCACAGCACGCGUGAUUCUUGACUCCUCAUUUUUUAAACUUUCAAGGUGUUCGUAGUGACUUUUUGUGAAUUGUUAUGGUUCUAAAGUGUAGCAAAACUUGUAAUUAAUCUUAAAUUCAGUUUAUAUUGAAUCGUCAUUCGUGAGUAGCAAAGAAUUGUUUGGAACUAUUAGGAAUGCCGAUGUUCACAUUGAACUCGAAACGACAGUUCUUUAUUUCAACUGUUUGCUUUUGAAAUUUAAGCAUUCAAAUUCUUCAGUGCAGUUUUUCAAACAUUUCGCAUACCGGAGAUUUGAAGGCUUCAACUGUUAUUACGUAAAUAUUUGUUUUCGCUCUCUCAACCCCUUCAUCUGUCAACCAUGAAAAUGAAUGAAGAGCGUGAUAGAUUUCAAUCAAGUAGUAGUACAGACGAAAAUGAAUCUGGAUCCGAACAAGAACAUGAACAACAUGUUCAAAUUGCAAAUAUUUCGAAUCAUAACGUCGGUCAAACACGCAAACGUCGUGGAAAUCUGCCUAAACAUUCUGUUAAGAUCCUUAAAAGAUGGUUAUAUGAGCAUAGAUACAAUGCUUAUCCAAGUGAUGCCGAAAAGCUCACUUUAUCACAGGAAGCCAACCUCACAGUGUUACAAGUUUGCAAUUGGUUCAUAAAUGCACGUCGACGAAUACUACCUGAAAUGAUUCGAAGGGAAGGUCAUGAUCCGUUACAUUAUACCAUAUCAAGAAGAGGCAAAAAACUUCACCCUAAUUUGCUGGUAAAUGAUCAACCUCGAUUGAAUUGGGGUGAAGAUUUACCAAGUGUUGGUGGAAAACGUAUACGAUUAGAUCAUGAUUAUGAAGAUAGCAUGACUCUUAUGUAUCGUUCAGAAGAAGAUAGUCCUAAUGAAUAUGAAAGCUCAAGUCCAAGUGAAGAGGAAAAAUUUCCCCCAUGGCAAACCGUUAUACGUUAUGGAGUUGCUAAAGAUUCUCCUCAUCCAGCUAGUAGAGGAUCUACUGACGAGAAGAUGGUAAAUGGUGCAGAUUAUUGGCCUAAUCAGCAUUCUCAACUAACUCCACUAACUUCAAUUAAUCAUCCUCCAAAAGUACAAGUGAUACCAGCUCAUCCUCCACCAUCAGAUCCUUUGACAACUACAGAAGAGGACAAGGACAAAUUCAAAUGUUUGUAUCUCUUGGUUGAAACAGCAGUUGCAGUAAGGCAGCGUGAGAAGGAACAAGAAGAUAUUCAGGUGUAGCCACCAAAUACAAGAUAAAUGUCCUUUGUGCCUUAAAAUAUGUAGUUAACGUUAUAGUUUUGUCGAUUUUAAGUUUUUGCAUUUCCUCGUUUAUUUUGUUCAGGUGUCAUCAAUUUUAUUCAUAAAAUGUUGUUUUUGUUUAUAAUUGUCAGAUUAAUGAUUUGAUUAUUUCCAUUGAUUGAAAAAUGAUAUUAACAUGAUCUACAUGUGUUUCUUUGGAUUUCAUGAUUAUAUUAUUGAUACCAGUUUUAAUGAUGUCUAGUUUGUCGCAGACAUUUUUGUGCUUCCGAUUGUUUGUUUUUCGAUAAACUGGAACAAUACUGUUUGUAAAUAUGUAAAAAAGAUAAUGCAGCAAAUCGGAUCACUUGAGUUUGAUAAAUUUGUAUGUUGUUUUAAUAAAUACAAUGAAAAUUA
Harmonia axyridis is the source of this 1681-nucleotide messenger RNA. It is a transcript of the gene Vis, whose product is annotated as homeobox protein TGIF2LX-like. NCBI's taxonomy places the organism in Eukaryota, Metazoa, Arthropoda, Insecta, Coleoptera, Coccinellidae. Gene Ontology annotation, molecular function: RNA polymerase II cis-regulatory region sequence-specific DNA binding; DNA-binding transcription factor activity, RNA polymerase II-specific. The transcript is spliced from 3 exons. Bases 398 to 1267 code for a protein of 289 amino acids. The record is from RefSeq and is a predicted model, not a curated record. Gene Ontology annotation, biological process: regulation of transcription by RNA polymerase II.